AUGACGUCAAUACUCUUAUCUGUGCCGGAAGCGCACACGGAGGUGGUGACGUCCCUGCAGUUCUCGCCCCACCACGACUCUAUCUUCUGCUCCACGUCCGGCGAUGACACCGCGGCGCUGUGGGAUCUGCGCCAGGCUGGGGGAGACCCCGAAAUCGCCCGCCUGACACACCACCAGGGGCCCGUGAACCACGCCUUGUUUAUGCUUGAGGAUGAGUAUGCGCUGUUCACGGCGUCGGAUGAUCGCACAAUUGCUCGAUGGGACCUGCGCGAGCUGCGCGCACCAGUCGGGACGAUUUGUGGGUUCGGUGAUGGAAUAAACAAGAUGCUGCGCAUACCUGCACCAGAGGACAACACCAACAACUACACAAGCAGCGGCAGCGGCCGCUGGUUACUUGCAAGCGCCUGUGAUGACGGCAUGGUGUACAUCCACUCGCUGGGCCCGGAGAACCCACCACAGCAGCAGGGCGUGGUGGGUGCCACUCCUGCGGCUGCUUUACCUUCUGCUGGAACAAUGGUGGAUCGUUUCUGGGCGGCCACAAGCACCGUAAACGACCUCGCACUGUCGCCGAACCCACGCAUGCUUCUCACCGCCUCGGAGGACUGCGCAGUGCGGCUGUGGAAUAUUGUCGCUGACUCGCGGGCGACGACGGAGCACCGCCUCGUGGCCUCCUUUGAGGAGUUCGACAACCCCGUCAACCACAUCGCUGUAGUGUGCACCGAUGCCGGCGCUGGCCAGGGUCAGUCUAGCUUCUGGCUCUAUGCCGCCUGCUCGGAGUUCGUGUUUGCCGUUGACCUGGAUCCUGCAACCAGCGCCUUCGGCGAGGCCGCGCGCACCUUCACUGGCCACCAGGACUACGUGCGCGGCCUCGAGUUCGUUGGCGGCGACACACUCUUGACAGUGUCCGACGACGCCACCGCCAUUGAGUGGUCGCUGCGCACGACGGAGCCCGUGCGGCAGGUGAAGCUGCACGAGGGCCUCGUUAUGGCCUCCGCGACAUCCACCGCGAGGGAUGUCCUCGUGACGGGAACGGACGGCGGUGAGAUACGCGCGUGGCAGCUGCCGUUCAAAACGGAGACGUGCUGUGGUGGGACAAACAUGCGGUGA
Molecule: messenger RNA, 1107 nt
Organism: Trypanosoma grayi
Lineage: Eukaryota; Euglenozoa; Kinetoplastea; Trypanosomatida; Trypanosomatidae
Exons: 1
Coding region: 1-1107 (368 amino acids)
Molecular function (GO): protein binding
Source: RefSeq, a predicted model, not a curated record